Messenger RNA from Peniophora sp. CBMAI 1063, 1071 nucleotides. NCBI's taxonomy places the organism in Eukaryota, Fungi, Basidiomycota, Agaricomycetes, Russulales, Peniophoraceae. The record is from the annotation of a GenBank genome assembly.
AUGUCGCAGCACAGCUGUAUCUCGCUCGGACCUCCACCCAUCCGUGUGCCCUUCAUGACCAACGAGGCUACCCUGCUGCAGCAGUACGAGUCGUUCAUUAAGCUGCAGCACGUUCUCUUAGGACUCUACCUAUGGGAAUACGUCACGAAUCUGCCCUUCGACUACAAGGUCCUCACGUCCAAGAAGAAGACGACACAGCGCCGAGUACCGUGGAUCAAAGGCAUCUAUCUAUCAUGUAGAUUCAUGGGCGUGGCGGCGCUUGUCACGAUAGUAGCUGGACUCGAUAUCAGCGGGCCGAUCAAUUGCCAGGCGUGGGUCCAGGCGUCUUUCGCAUUCUCAUACACCGCCUUAGUACUGGCAUCAAGCCUUAUCGCCAUCCGUGUUCUCACCAUCUGGGCAUGGAACAAGGUUGUGGUGACAAUCGCAAUCAUAGGACUGGGCGUAGAAGCCGGAACUCUCAUCCAUAAUAUCGUCGAGAUACGUGCGGUGUACGUGCCCACGGCAGGAACAUGUCUGACGGUCAAUCCGCACUCCGGCACUCCCAAUGUAACCGCUUUGUUCUGCAACGACUUCUUGCUACUGGUUCUCAUGCUCUUUGGGCUGUGGCGCAUGAGAGAUGCCGGUCGCUUUCAGCUGUGGCGGGUACUCAGGAACCAGGGCCUGUUCUGGAUCUUCAUGGCAACCGUCGCUGAGCUCCCGACCGUCAUCUUCAUAUUUCUCAACGUCAAUCCCGUGCUCGACACUAUCUUCUACUCCCCAGAACUCGUCAUCCUCAUCAUCGGCGCCACGCGCCUGUACCGGUCUCUCGCCGAAUACACCCAACGUAUAUCUCCCGUAGUCCAGGGUCAGCACAGCGGCCCACUGCGCUACGCACCACCACCGCCACCUCCGAAUGCACCCAUCCGUGUCAUGGUCAGCCAGACCGCCACUGCAGACUCGACGGCGGUCGGCUUUGCCUCGAUGCGGUCCGAUGGCGAUAAAGACGAGUACGAGAUGGGCGAGUCGCAAUCGCCCGAUGAGGUGCGGUUCCAAGCGGACGGGGUGAAGCAGUCCGAGCAAAGCCCGGUGUGA